AUGUUUCCCUUUUUCCCCGAGGUGGCAAAGCUGCCCCUCCAGGCGAUGCGCAACCAGAUCAUCGCGUCGUCCAUCCGGGCCAAGGGGAAUAUCGACCGUCUGCAGAUGGCAUUCUACGGCGCGUCGAGGACGGGCAAAUCGAGUCUGGCCGAAGCUCUGAUCCGGUGCUUCCAGGCCCCGAACGUGUACGUCGACUGCGAGCAGCUCGAGCCGACCGACAUCCGGGGAGUGAGCGGCGCGGCGCGGCCCUUUGUCAGAAGGACCGGCUAG
Fonsecaea pedrosoi CBS 271.37 is the source of this 270-nucleotide messenger RNA. RefSeq lists its product as uncharacterized. The transcript has a single exon. The record is from RefSeq and is a predicted model, not a curated record. NCBI's taxonomy places the organism in Eukaryota, Fungi, Ascomycota, Eurotiomycetes, Chaetothyriales, Herpotrichiellaceae. Bases 1 to 270 code for a protein of 89 amino acids.